This is a messenger RNA of Zasmidium cellare ATCC 36951, 1221 nucleotides long. RefSeq lists its product as uncharacterized. The coding region runs from base 1 to 1221 and encodes 406 amino acids. NCBI's taxonomy places the organism in Eukaryota, Fungi, Ascomycota, Dothideomycetes, Mycosphaerellales, Mycosphaerellaceae. The record is from RefSeq and is a predicted model, not a curated record. Gene Ontology annotation, biological process: actin filament bundle assembly; actin cortical patch localization. Gene Ontology annotation, cellular component: actin cortical patch. Gene Ontology annotation, molecular function: phosphatidylinositol binding; actin filament binding. The transcript is spliced from 3 exons.
AUGCCGUUCAUCAAUAACCCUCUCCCCUCGUCGAUGAGGAGCGAAUGCAAGAAAUGCGGCCGCAUCCUCGCCUCCUUCAUCGACCCGCGACAAGCCUUCGGCCCAGAUAAGAUCAUCCCGCCCGCCAUCCUCGCCAACGCCAAAGGCCUCGCGAUCCUCACCGUCUUCAAAGCCGGCUUCCUCGGCUCAGGUCGUUUCGGCAGCGGUGUCGUCGUCGCCCGUCUUGCGGAUGGAACCUGGUCGGCCCCGUCGGCUAUCGGAACACUAGGUGGUGGUUUCGGCGGACAGAUCGGCUUCGAACUGACCGACUUCGUCUUCAUCCUCAACGACGCCAGCGCGGUCAAGACGUUUGCGCAGGUGGGGUCGCUGACGCUCGGUGGCAAUGUCAGUAUCGCGGCGGGCCCUGUGGGACGCAAUGCCGAGGCGGCGGGCGCGGCGAGUCUGAAGAGCGUGUCGGGCAUCUUUGCUUACAGCAAGACCAAGGGUCUGUUUGCGGGUGUGAGUUUGGAGGGCAGCGUGCUCAUCGAGCGAAGAGAUGCAAAUGAGAAGAUGUACAACCGGAAACUCACCGCGCGGGAGCUGCUGGGCGGGAACGUGCCUGUCCCACCGCAGGCGGAGCCGUUGAUGCGUGUGCUGAACUCGCGCGUCUUCGCUGGUGUGGGAGGAUCGGUCAGUGGGGACAGUGCCAUGUACAACGACGUGCCCGUCUACGACGACUCGCACGACGAUGUCGUCUGGCAGGGCCGGACGGGGAGUGGCUAUAACGCAGGCAUUCCAACGCAGAGGACCGGGGACUUCAGCAGAAACGACGACUUCGACAAGCCGAGCAGAGCAUCGACCUGGCAAAACGACAACUACGGAGGCGGAAGCAAUUCCUUCGGCCGCGCGAACCCGAGCGAGACGUUCGACCGGUUAGAACAGACCAGAGGACGCUCGUCGACGUUUGGAGACCAAUCUGAUUAUGUGUACAGCGAUCGUAAGGGACCUCCGCCUGGACGGCCGAGCGCGCCCAAGCCGACUUUUGCGUCGAAGGGGUCGGCGGGGCCUGGGCAGGCGAUUGCCAAGUUUACGUUUGAGGCGGAUCAGCCGGGGGAUUUGGGGUUCAAGAAGGGGGAUAUCAUCACUAUUAUCAAGAGGACUGAGAGUGAGGCGGAUUGGUGGACGGGGAGGAUAGGGAGUCGUGAGGGAAUCUUUCCCUCGAACUAUGUUGAAGUGGUCUAG